This is a messenger RNA of Equus quagga, 2697 nucleotides long. It is a transcript of the gene L3MBTL4, whose product is annotated as L3MBTL histone methyl-lysine binding protein 4. Gene Ontology annotation, molecular function: zinc ion binding. Lineage: Eukaryota; Metazoa; Chordata; Mammalia; Perissodactyla; Equidae. Gene Ontology annotation, cellular component: nucleus. Gene Ontology annotation, biological process: regulation of DNA-templated transcription. The record is from RefSeq and is a predicted model, not a curated record.
AUGUGGAGCAAGCAGUUGGCAGGCUUUUGGGGGACUGGGGUUCUUAGCUAUGCUACUGUUACGGGCCCCUUGGGUCUUGUUGUCCCCGAGGAGGAAAUCAAGAGAGACAACCGUCAGUGGGAAGGACAAGCUUAUUGGCUCGUCACAGGCGAGGCACCAGGGAGCCAGUGCGGCAAGGAGGGGCAGGUGGCCAGCUCUCCGGAGCGGCCCGCGCGACUUCUGUGGGGCGAAGCCUGGGACGUCCGGCAGGUCGAGGGCAGGCUGUGCUUGCGUCUGCGCUGUCGUGCGGCAGCCACUACAUGCGAUGCGUGGGUCAUCAGCACGCUGGCUGUCCGCCCGGACCAAUCCUUUCCAGAGCAUGAAAAUGGUAUUCAGGUUGGAAUGAGAUUAGAAGGCAUUGACCCCUGACAUCCGUCUGUAUUUUGUGUGCUUUCUGUAGCUGAGGUGUGUGGCUACUGUCUAAGACUUCAUUUUGAUGGUUAUUUAAGCUGCUACGAUUUUUGGACCAAUGCUGGUUCCCCUGACAUUCGUCCAAUAGGAUGGUGUGAAAAGACCAAAUGCGAAUUGCACGUCCCCCAAGGGUAGGGAUCUGUACCUUUUUUAGGUUAUAGAAAAGAUCACAUUUUUUGGAUGGAUUACUUGAAGGCCUGCAGAUUGCAAAAUGCUCCCAGGAAAUUAUUCAGGCACACAAGUUCGAAUGGACCAGGGCCUAAGGAACUUGGGGCUGGAGUGAAGCUGGAAGCUGUCGACAGGAAGAACCCUUCCUUGGCGUGUGGCAACCCCAGCAAACGUUGUUAAAGAUCGCCGCUAGUGCAUUUGGACGAUUGGGGUGAUAGUUACGAUUACUGGUGAGACACCAAUGUAUGUGUGAUGGACAUAAAUCCUUAUGUCCAGCUGGUUGGUUGGUGUCAGGAGAAUGGAAGAACACUGGUAGUACCCGGUGGUUAUCCUGAUCCAGGAAAUUUUUCCUGGACAGAAUAUCUGGAAGCUAUUCAGACUAAUACAGUUCCUUCCAAAGUUUUUAAAAUGUGGUUGCCUCAUGGUUUUCUGCCAAAUAUGAAACUUGAAGUUGUGGGUAAAUGAAACCCCAGGUUACUUCGUGUUGCCAGGAUUGCAGAUGUUGAUGACCAAAGAACAGAGGUUCAUUUUGAUGGCUGGGACCACAGAUGUGACUGUUGAAUGAAUGCCGAAAGCCCUGACAUUCACCCAGUUGGAUGGUGUGACGUCACAGGGUAUGUUCUUUUAGUUCCUGAAAGAGCAAAUGAUGUGAAAAUCCUUCUAGGUCAAGCUGUUUGUCCCACUGCAGGGUGCCGAGGACUAGGCCAUACCCAUGGCCCAUGGAAUUCAGGACAUCCCAGUGCUUCUGGCUGCCCGUAUUCAGACGUGAACUUGAAAAAGGAGGCAGCUCUUCGUGAUCAUCUGAGACAACAAACACAGGCAAAUCUGCAAUUGUCUUCACAUUCAAACUCCAAAGACCUCUGUGCUUUGAACUUCAGUGGAAAACAUGGAAAGCUGAACAGUCAGGCCCGACUUGUACAGCAGAUCAGGUGUUUGACAAUCAAAGGAGAAGAAGCUACGGACUUGGAUAAUCUCUUCAGAGAAUACUCCGCAGAGCAGACACCGCAGGCACUGCACCAGUCAGGCUUCCUGUCGUAGUCAGUUCAGCCUUUCCGGGACCUUCCCCUGAGCAGGGAGCAGCCCUGCAAGCUGCUUCCAGGCGUGGCUGGCAUCCAGGCAGGCAAGAUGGCCUGAUGGACAGUGGAUGAGAAAGACGUCUCAAGCAAGGCAGCCACCUGCAUCCGUGUGCAGAGCAACUGCGUCCUGAAAACCAGCGAAGAAAAGGACCCCUUAGCCUAUGCCGGCCGUCAAAGCAUCGCACAACCCUCGCGCUGGGAGCGAAGCGCCUGGAGCGCAUGCGUGUGGGAGCGCGUCUCCGGGGAGCCCGGGCCGGCGCGGAGCGGCCAGGCCCUCCGUGCUCCCCACACAGUGACGGACGCAGACCUGCAGAUCCACCCGCCGCCCAGCCUCUCUCCAGCUUUCUUGCACGCGGGUGGCCUCAGCCCUAACUGCACAUUAAAAUCAACUAGGGAGCUUAAAAAUGUAUGCCAACACUUGGGCCCCAUCGGGCUGGAUAAGUCUGGAAUCUCUGUGGUGAUGGACAGGAGGAUCAGAGGAGAGAAGGUUCCAGAGUACCGGAGCUUCACACAGAUAGAGACCGUCAUUGUCAUCAUGAUGGCUGAGGAAUGCAGAGAAGCCACCAAAGCCUUCCAUGGAGCCUCUGCUUCCAACCUCCCUCGAAAUGCUCAACAUUUGCCCUGGAACAUCCACGGAGACUGGGCCCACAAGAGACCAGACCAGCUGCAGAAUAAUAGUGCAGAUAUCAGUGAUGGACUCAUUCUGAUCCUGACUGUGUGGAUAGGUGACGUGAGUGUAGGACAUGCCCACAGUCCCCGGGCAUCACGCUGGGGCCCCCAGAAACUGUGGAAACGCGACCUGCGUGGUGGCCACUCGCCAUCCCGUGACUCUUGGCAGACUGAUGGCAAAGCCUUGCUGCUUCUGACACAGACAGACAUCGUCAAGGUGAUGACGGUCCAGCUGGGCCCCGCCCUGAGGACUGAUAACUUCCUCAUGUUCAGGAGCUCCCAGGGCCUCACUGAGGAAGAUGCUGUCUCAGGCCAAGAAGUCGGGAAAGCGUGA